Messenger RNA from Styela clava, 1760 nucleotides. Its product is annotated as transforming growth factor beta regulator 1-like. Gene Ontology annotation, cellular component: nucleus. Lineage: Eukaryota; Metazoa; Chordata; Ascidiacea; Stolidobranchia; Styelidae. The record is from RefSeq and is a predicted model, not a curated record. Gene Ontology annotation, biological process: regulation of cell cycle.
AGUACGAAACUAUACGAGACCCUGAAAAUCAUACCUUCUUCUGAAUUUAGUACUUAAUAACAUAUUUUCUAUGGUAUUCAUCAAGACAUGGAUAAAAUUAUGAGUGAAAAUGUGGGUGAUUCUGCUAAAAAAAAUGAUGAGUAUUACCGAAAAAAGUACAAACGAUUGAGAAAAACAGUGAUAGAAAUUGUGCACCAGAAUGGUGCUUUGUGUGAAGAAAUUGCAAGAACCGAAGACAAGAUUUCCACUGUCAAAGCCGAAAGGAAAUAUCUUUUAAAAAAGCUUAUGCAAUAUGAAAAACCAAAUCUUAAUUCUUUGAAAUCAUCCAAGGGAAAUAAAUCUCAGAAAACAGCAAACACAAAAGUAAAAAAAUCUUCAAAAACAUUUGGUGAAGGUACAACGAAAACAGGUCAACAAAAAGCAAAAUGUACAAUGGUGAACCCUAUUCAAGUGGAUAAUAAUGGCCGGCCAAUUUUUCCCAUUGAGAUUGGGGAUUUAUCUGUGUACAGUAUAGGUGAAAUCGUUCAUGAUCGACCCAAUUAUCAUAACAGAAAAUUCAUCUUCCCUGUUGGUUAUUGUUCAACAAGAUCUUUUAACAGCAUUUCUUCUCCAGAAAGCGAGUGUCUGUAUACAUGUAAAAUAUUCGAUGACAGCAUAAACCCAAGAUUUGAGAUAUCUCCGGAAGAUGCACCAGAAAUAACAUUCUUAAGCCAAUCAAUAUCAGAAGUUUACGCUUCUUUUUUGUUAGCUGCUGCUCCUCAAAAUCCUGACAAUCUCACUUUGAGUGAGUAUGAUUUCUUCGGACUUUCUCAUCCCAUUAUACAAAACCUUAUUCAAAGUUUGCCUGGUGCAAGUGAAUGCUCGGGGUAUGAAUGGAAAAAAUUUGAAGUAGUGCGACCUGCCAAAUCAUCUCAGGCUGUCGCUGGUCAUCAAAACCUUAACGCUGAUUUGGUGAAAACUGGGAAAAGCAGAUCAAGACAAUCUGAUAUUAAUAUAGAGGCUUUGGAGAAAUGGGCAAGGGAUUUGUCAUAGCAUAAAAUAUUUUUUUAAUCUUUAUUGGUUUCCGUUUUGUCGAAAACAUUUGUGAAAAUAUUUGACAAAUGAGGAAGAAUAGCAUACAUUCUUUUAGGCAGUUUCAAAUUUUGCCCUUAAUAGCAGUCCUCUGUGUUGUGGGGUGACAGCUAAUAAUUUUACAAGGUUGUACAAAUUACUGUUGACUACAACUCUCUGCUCAAACUUUCACCACACCACCUUUUUUUGCACAAUUCUAAAAUAAAAUACUAUGACCUAAACAUUUUGUACUUUCAUAUUGUCGUGGGACUGUAGACUAAAAAAUGCGCCUAUUGUGUUGGACGUCAAUAAUGAAUGAUUCAAUAUACAGAUAAUAAAAGCAUGUUUUCUAGAAAACAAAUUAGAGCAAUAUUUAAUAUAAACGAAAGUGUCAGUGCAAAUACAAAUAUUUAAACUAUUCACAGUAUUAAAAUAUAAAAUCUCAUACUGCAGCAAGAAGUUGGAAAAUUUAUAAAACCAAAUAAGCAUCAUCUAUCACUAUAUUGGUUGGAUAUUCGCUAUGUGGGAAAUCGACACAACAUUGAGGAUUUAUGAAUUUAAUUGCAAGCCAUUUUAUUUAUUUCACGAUUCCAGGCAAGGAGUAAGUGCAUGACUACAGCAUGUGCAACUUUGGGAAUAUGAAAAAGUAUUUGAAUGAAUAUAGAUUUUGCGAAUACGCGAAAUAAAUUUUGCUACUUCAAAAAUGGUGA